AUGAACGGUCCGGCAUCGUCUGCGCUCGCAAGAGUGGCAGCGAAUGGCAGUGUGCCCGGUGGUCCUCAAUCGAGUACAAACGGCUUCAUGCCAAAGCGACCGCAAGUAACAUCUACCUCGUCAUAUACCGGCGGCGAGAGCUUGCCAUCGAGUCCGAAGCUCGCAGGCAGUCCUUUGCUCCCUCAGGGCUGGCAGUCUCCUCGUUUGCAAGUCAGUCGCGCGGGCAGCGAGGAGAAAGAGAACCACACGCAGGGUGAUUUGGCUGGCUCGAACGGCAAAUCGAAUGGACCAUCAGUCUACAGAACCAGCAUUCUUGGCGAGCAUAAUCUCCAGACGCCACAGAGAGGGCCUUCGAGCCAUCGCUUCAGCGGUGUCACACCUGCAUCUGCCUUGUCAGCCGCUGCUUCCGCCCGACCGCGCGCGCCCCUGACUGCUCCCGAGCACAGCAACGUCCGCGUGAAGGCUAAGAUCAGCUCGGAAGCCACUCCCAGACGCAAAGUAGGUGUUGCUGGCGCUGAGCGAUGCGAUCGCCCUACCUCGACUGCGACGCCCGUGCGCACGCUCUCCCCCCAAAAGAGUCUCCUCAGUCUUCGAUCGCCGGGUAGCGGUAGCUUCGGCCAAGCCAGCGUAGGACUCGGUAUCUCCGAUACGAUCACUGCCGCUUCACUUGGCCCUGUAAGCUGUGCGGUCACCUACGGGCAAGACAAACGAGAUGCGCCCCGUGACCGCCAGGACAACGUCUUUGUCUGUGUUCGGAUGCGCCCUGCCGCUUCGGCUCUUGUCGCACAAGGUCAAGAUAACGGCGAGGAAGCCUGGGCAGCAGAAUGCGCGGAUGGCAAGAUCUCGCUCAAGGCUGCUUACGCACGACAAGGGUCAUCUCUGCAUGGCAGCAUGCUGGACAGGCCAGAGACUCAAUUUACCUACGAUGCCGUCGUCACAAGCACAAACAACGAGGUCGUCUAUCGUGAGGCGGGCAGACAGAUCAUCCUCGGCGCCAUGGAAGGCUUCGAUGGCGUCAUCUUCGCCUACGGCCAGACAGCGUCUGGAAAGACGCACACACUGACUGGUACUGAGAGCAACCCGGGCAUCAUCCCACGCGCGGUAACAGAGAUUUUCGCUUACAUACGCUCCCAGCCAGAGCGAGAGUUCCUGUUACGAGCAAGUUACCUCGAGAUCUACAAUGAAGCUCUCAAAGAUCUACUCGACCCGACGACAGAGGGCAAAGUUCGCAUCAGACAGGACGAGAACAAGCGCUUCUUCUGCUCACCCCUCCGCGAAGAAGUCGUAACAGCGGAACAUCAAGUCGCUGAGCUCCUGAAGCGAGGCGAGAGGAACAGACACACUUCGUCGACCGACUUCAAUGCUCGCUCAUCUCGUUCUCACUCGGUCUUCCAGAUGGUCAUCGAGUCACGCGACGUCACGUCCAAUGCCGUCGUUAUCUCGCAGCUUAGUCUCAUCGAUCUGGCCGGCAGCGAGAAGGCAACCAGCCAAUCAGAGCGACGCAUGGAAGGCGCGUUCAUCAACAAGAGUCUGCUGACGCUCGAAAAGGUCAUCUCUGCUUUGACGGAGACGAAAGCGAGGUCACAUAUACCGUAUCGCGACUCGAAACUUACGUCGAUUCUCCAACCUUCACUCUCUGGUGAAGCGCGCGUGGCGGUCAUCUGUACCAUCAACCCAUCCUUGACGGCGAUCGAAGAGAGCAAAUCGACACUCAAGUUUGCAGCUCGAGUCAAGCGCGUAGAGAUCCGUGCAGAGCGCAAUGAAGUCUAUGACGAGAAGGCGCUGAUUACCAAGUAUCAGAUACAGAUCGCUCACCUCGAAGCUCAACUUGAGGAGUCGAAAUCCCAAGAAACAUCGGCGCAAAGCAUUAAAGAAUUGCAAAAACAGAUGGCGGACCUACAGAGCCUACUUGUUAGCUCGAAGACAGUCGAUGCCAAGGAUCAGCCGGUCGCGCCUAGAGCAGUAUCGCCUGUCAAACAAGGGGCGGAGCCCGAAGCACAGAAGCUACUUGACGAGCUGGAUCGUGAGAGUGAGCGUAGCGCGCUGCUGCGAGACGAAGUCGAUACGCUUCAGACUCAGAAUGCCAAUUUGCGAGCCGAUAUCGAGCGUCUCGAGCAAUCGCAACCGGCAAAUUCGAGUAGCGAUCGCAUCAGGUCACUGCAGGAAGAAGUGAAACAGCUACAGAUGAUUAUCGAGCACGACAGUCGAGAUGUCGAAGCUGCAGUCAGGCACGAGCGUCGUCGGGCGGACAGGGAACGUCAGACUAAAGAAGCCGAAUACGAUUUGCUCAAGGCAUUCUCUGAUCGACAGCGUCAGACCAUCGAUGACCUCGAGAAGAAAAUGAGACAGCUAGAGGAGAUCGCUUUGCGCAAGCUCAAUUCCGCGAUAGCGGUCGCGUCUGGCCAGCAACCUCUGCCGCGAAGCGAGACCUGGCUCCCGUCUCUGCUGGACGAAUCCGAUGACCUGACAAUGAACGCAGCGAGCGAAGACGAUUCCUUCGAUAGAAACAAUCUGCAAAUGUUGACGCAGGAUCUUCGCAUCGGCUAG
Messenger RNA from Mixia osmundae IAM 14324, 2547 nucleotides. RefSeq lists its product as uncharacterized. Gene Ontology annotation, biological process: mitotic cell cycle; microtubule-based movement. The coding region runs from base 1 to 2547 and encodes 848 amino acids. The transcript is spliced from 6 exons. Gene Ontology annotation, cellular component: microtubule. The record is from RefSeq and is a predicted model, not a curated record. Lineage: Eukaryota; Fungi; Basidiomycota; Mixiomycetes; Mixiales; Mixiaceae. Gene Ontology annotation, molecular function: plus-end-directed microtubule motor activity; microtubule binding; ATP binding.